Molecule: messenger RNA, 2080 nt
Organism: Aricia agestis (brown argus)
Lineage: Eukaryota; Metazoa; Arthropoda; Insecta; Lepidoptera; Lycaenidae
Product: collagen alpha-1(I) chain-like
Exons: 3
Coding region: 50-1690 (546 amino acids)
Cellular component (GO): extracellular region
Molecular function (GO): chitin binding
Source: RefSeq, a predicted model, not a curated record
UGCGGCAUACGUACGGUGUAGUACAAGGAGCGCGUUAAGCACCAACACCAUGCUGCGUCUGUCGGCGUUUUGCAUGCUACUGGCGGUAGCGGUCGCACAAACCGGCUACGACUACAGCAAGCCUGGCCAGCCCUUCCCCUCGGGCCCCUCCUCACCGCGGCCGGGGUACACCACACCAUACCCACAAAAUGGCGACUACGCCCCAACCACACCGAACUACCCAACAGCAACCUACCCCUCGCAAAACCAGGGCUAUCCCGCAAACAGACCCGACCAAGGCUACGGUCAGGGACCAACCGGACCCGGAAACUUUCCAGGAUCAUACCCUAACCAAGGUCCAGCUGGACCUGCUGGACCGUCCUACCCUGGACAAGACAAUCCAUCGAACUAUCCAGGACAAUCGGGACCUACCAGCCCAACUGGGUACCCAGGACAACCAGGACAGGACUACCAAUCAGGUCCCGGCUUUCAGCCCGGCCCGGGCUUCGGACCUGGGUCUCCAGGAUCUCCGGGCGGGCCUGGAUUCGCCCCAGGCGGUCCCGGAUCUCCAGGCGGACCUGGAUUCGCCCCAGGCAGUCCCGGAUCUCCGGGUGGAUUCUUCCCAGGUGGAGGCUUCGAUUCUGGCGCUUACGACGGUGGUGACUAUUCUGCUAUACCCGGGGAACCGGAUAGAGACUAUCCCAUCCUCUCUGUGAUUCCAGAAACUUCGUUCAGAUGCGAGGCUCAAGCUUAUCCCGGUUAUUACGCGGAUGUCGAGACCCGCUGUCAAGUCUUCCACGUCUGCGCCAACAAUCUCACCUACGACUUCUUGUGUCCAAACGGGACGAUCUUCUCUCAGGAGGUCUUCGUAUGCGUCUGGUGGAACCAAUUCGACUGCAACUCCGCACCUAGCCUGUAUGAACUCAACGCGAAUCUCUACGACUAUUCCAUCACUGGAGCUCAGAACAAUAACUACCAGCAGGGACCGCAGGGCUAUCCAGGUGCUGGUCCUCAGGGACCACAAGGACCAGCAGGCUUCCCAGGUGCAGGUCCGCAAGGACCACAAGGACCAUUCCCAGGGGCAGGACCUCAGGGACCACAGGGACCAUCAGGUUAUCCCGGUCCUGGCCCUCAGGGACCACAGGGGCCAUCAGGAUAUCCAGGGGCAGGGUCUCAGGGACCACAGGGACCAUCAGGAUACCCAGGUUCACAAGGACCAUCGGGAUACCCAGGAGCAGGAUCUCAAGGACCACAAGGGCCAUCAGGUUACCCAGGUGCUGGCCCGCAAGGACCACAAGGACCAUCUAGUUACCCAGGUGCAGGGCCGCAAGGACCAUCCGGACCUUCGGGCUAUCCAGGAGCUGGCCCGCAAGGACCACAAGGACCAUCAGGCUACCCGAGUUCAGGACCUCAGGGACCAUCAGGUUACCCAGGCGCUGGACCACAAGGCCCAUCCAGUUACCCGACUCCAACUCAGGGGCCGUACCCGAGCCCAACGCCUCAAGGAUACCCUAGUUCCACACCAGGAUACUCAGGUUCCGAACAGGGUCCAACAAACUACCCAGGCUCAAGACCAGGCUCAUCGAACUACCAAUCGUCGAACCAAGGGUACCCGUUGCCAGGUAAACCCCCCGGUCCUAGCUUCCCCCCACGACAAGGACCGAAUUACCAACAGCAACCCAACAGAGAAUAUUUGCCUCCGAAAAACUGAUAAACUGAUGUUCCCGCUACUAAAAGACUUUUAGGCUAAGUUCGUCAAGCGGUCCCAAAAGAUGUCGCUACAACGAAUAUUUUGUGAUACAAUAUCUACGAAUUUUUAUACAUACUUACUAAAACUAAAUCAUAUAUUUUAAAUAAUGGUCCAUAUUAACAUUAUGUACAAACUGUAGUCAGUCAAGCUAAGCUGUAUAGGAUAGCGGUGCUCUCAACAGGUGUACCCAACAUAUUACCUAUGUGUCAAAAGUGGCUGUUCCUAAACAGCUUCUCUUCAGACACUUUCAACAGAUAGUUUUGGGGGUUUCUUAAUAAUUUUAUAUUCUUUACAUUCUUAGAAACCAAAUUUACAAUGGAACUGUAGAGCUGGUAUAAAUAGUCAGUACUC